Danio rerio (zebrafish) is the source of this 2994-nucleotide messenger RNA. The record is from RefSeq and is a predicted model, not a curated record. Lineage: Eukaryota; Metazoa; Chordata; Actinopteri; Cypriniformes; Danionidae.
UCCUGUACUUCAUUGCUCUUGGCAGUCGUAUCGGCAGGAGUGUUCUGUCCUUCAGACGUUAUCCAGAGAAAUAAAAGGACCACCAUGUAUGCAGUUGUAACCUUAGAAGAAUCAGAAGAGGUGAUGGUGACAGCAUCAAACUGGUUGAGCGAAGACAAAAAACAAUGUUACUGGCCUCCAUACAAAUCAUCAGAGAAAUUCAUAGAAGCUGUUCAGAAAGGAUUAGCACCUCAAACAGGAGAGAAAUCUUGGGAGAAAUUAGCUGUCCUGUUUCAUGAAGAAUAUGGCACUUAUGAGGAGGCCAAGGAAAAACAAAAAGAAUUGAAUGAGCAGACAGAACAAGCAGCCACAGCAGUGAAUCAAGUGACAGAAACCUGUCCACUGUUUCCUGGGCCAUCAUUAGGAUUUUCACAGAAUGCCAGUGGGUCCAAAGUAUUUAGCAUUGCUGUACUUGCCGGGACAACUUUAGAAAUACAAGGCACUAAAAGAAAGCGUGAAUCGAGGGAUUUAAAUAUCAGUGCUAAAUCAAAUUCAGAGAUGGCCAUAUUGAAUAUGGCAAAAAAAAAAAUGAAUGAAGUUAAUGUUAGACUUCAGAACAUCAGCAGCACAGACCGAACGACAAAUGAGUUGAAAAACACCAUUUUAGAUGCCAUUGCAAAAAUUAAUGAGAUGGAGAAAGACAAAAGAAGAAAGGAAACUAUUGGUGUUUUUGGAAAAACAGGAGAAGGAAAAAGCUCUUUAUUAAAUGCAGUGUUGGGAUUAGAGGGUCUACUGCCAUCUGGUAGUCUUGGUGCCUGUACAGCAGUUAUUACUCAAGUGGAAGCAAAUCUGGAGGACUCUGAAUACAAAGCUGAGAUUGAGCUUAUCUCUAAAGAGGAAUGGGAGAGGGAGAUUGCUUCCAAAGAUGAAAGAACUGAUACAGAUAAUGAAAGGAUCAUUGCAGUGUAUGGGGCUGAUGCAGAUAAGAAAUCACUGGAAGAACUUAAAAAAGAUGCCAAAUAUGCUGAAAUUGAUCACUUUUUGUCCGCUGGGAAAAAAAUUAUUUCACAUACUGAAGUCUUUGACUUUCUCCAUGAUGUUAAACGUAACAUUGAGCAAAGUGAGUAUAAUCCUGGUGGCUGGUACUGGCCUCUUGUGAAGAGUGUGACCAUCAAGAUUCCAGAUCGUCAAGAGCUUCUGGAACACAUUGUGCUGUUUGAUGUUCCUGGCACUGGAGACUGCAACAAGAUACGAAAUGAUCUGUGGAAAUCAAAAGUGAGAGAGUGCUCUUCUGUGUGGAUUGUAAAUGGUAUCAAUCGAGCAAUUAGUAGCAUAGAGCCCUGGAGCAUAAUGGAGCACUGCAUGCAAGACUUGGGACCAGGAGGACAGUGCAAAACAAUAAACUUCAUCUGUACCAGGACUGAUGACAUUAAUAUAAAAGAAUAUCAAAGAUCUGCACGGCCCUCUGGAGACCAAUUUACUUCAGGCAAGAAUCUGAAAACAGCAUGCAUACAUCAUAGGAACAAGACUGCAAAGGAUUCCGUGAAAAACAAGUUUGAAACCAUGAAAUCAAAAGACUUCAGAAGAUUCACCGCUGAUGUUUUUACUGUCAGCUCUAAGGCAUACUUUGAUGCAGAUCUUCAGAUGGAUCAAAAUGAAACUGAGAUCCCAAAACUGCAGGACCUUCUCAAGAACACCAACAAGAGCAUCAGGAGGGAACUGACCAGAGAUUAUGUCAAUCAAGCAAAGGGAGUUUUGUUCUUCAUCCAAAGUAUCAAACUGGAUACAAAUGAAGGAAUGGCAAAGCUUAAAGCCACAGUUUGUAAAGAUUACUAUGAGAGCCUUGAAAAAGCACUGAAGGAACUGAACAGUCAGUUUAAUUCACAUUAUAAGAUCAUAGAGCAAUGUUUCUCAAAAGGAGUGGAGAAAUCAGUGGAACAGUGUGUCAGUACCACAAAGCCUGUGAUUGCAUCUGUGAAACCAUCAGAUAAAACCCUCCAGGCUUUGUGCAAGAACAAAGGAUAUUACUGGCCAAAAAACAAGGAUGCACCUGUAGAUCUAAACAAGUGCUUGGCUAAACACAUCUACGAAAACAUUGAUGAGGAGUUCAAUUUGAUAUUUCCUGUUGAUAGUAAAAUCAAAACAGGGAAGUCAGUGCAAGAACAGAUCGAUAAGUUCAGUAUCAUUCAGAAUGGCACAGUUUACGCUCCAUCUUCCAUGCUGUACCACAUUCAGAACUUCAUGAAAACAGAGGAAACCAAAGUGAAGACAUUCCUCAAAAGCGAUGUUGUCCAAAGAAAGAUAAACAUCUACUCAUUGAUCCAAACAACAAUUCAGGAUCAAAUGACUGCUGGCUAUAAAAAAGCUGCAGAGAAGAGAGGACUUGGAGCCAUGGGAAAGAGAGAGACCACAAUAAUAGAAACAAUUGAAUUGUUAAAAGACAGCAUGUUCAAAGACGCAAAAAUACAAUUUCUGAAAGAGUUCAAGUCUGUGACGAACUAUAUAGGCAAGACCCUUAAAACUGAGCUGAGCAAAUCAGUGGAGCGCUCAUUCUCACAAAGCAGCAAAGCUUCCCUGAUGGAUGUCUCGACAGAGAUUGAAACCCUGGAGACGCUGUCUGAACACAUCGCAGAAAUCUGACUAAUGUUAACAGUUUAAAGCGACGACGAGAGAACGCAAUUCAGCAUCUCCAGUUACUCAUGAAUUUAAACCUUUAAGUGAAUAUCCACUGUUGAUUUAAAACUUGUCUGUCUAUUCACAUGUCUUGAUAUAGGUGUGAAAGAACACUUUUUUGAUGUGUAGUUUUGUUUUUAAUUAGAUAGAGCUUAAACCUGCUAAAGUAGAGUACUGAAAUUAAUUGUACUGUAUGUCACUUCAUAUGUACUGUAACAUGCUUGUAGUCUGUGUGACUGAUUGUGAUAAUGUGCAAAUGUUAAAUCUAGCUAAUACGCAAUGAGAAGCAGAGAGGGUGAUCAUUGAUUUUGUAUUAAAACCAUUUAAAGUUUUCUCAGAUCG